Gastrolobium bilobum is the source of this 696-nucleotide messenger RNA. Its product is annotated as universal stress protein PHOS32. NCBI's taxonomy places the organism in Eukaryota, Viridiplantae, Streptophyta, Magnoliopsida, Fabales, Fabaceae. The record is from RefSeq and is a predicted model, not a curated record. Bases 1 to 696 code for a protein of 231 amino acids. The transcript has 3 exons.
AUGGGAAAGAGAGGAACAAGGUUACCAGGGUUCUGCCUGAACAGAAUUAGGCCUCAUGCUAGAGUGCGUUCCCCUCCUAUACAAGCCAAGCAUGACACAAGUGCCACUAAAAUUGAUCAAAAAACUGAGAAUUCAUGCAGUUCUUGCGAUGAGAAACCUGAUGAUGGGGUUAAACCCGGGUCUGUUAUUGGUAGGAAGAUCAUGAUUGUGGUUGAUUCUAGCCUUGAAGCCAAAGGUGCUGUGCAAUGGGCACUCACUCACACAGUUCAGAACCAGGACACAAUAAUUCUUCUUCAUGUGAUGAAGCCUUCUAAACAAGCCACUGAAGAAGCAUCCAGCAAGGUGAUAGCUCCAAGAGCUUAUGAACUUGCUUCCUCCUUCAAGAAUAUGUGUCACAUGAAGAAGCCUGAGGUACAAAUUGAGAUUGCAGUAAUAGAAGGAAAGGAAAAGGGUCCAGAAAUAGUGGAGGAAGCCAAAAAACAAGGUGUGGCACUUCUGGUUUUGGGGCAGAAGAAGAGGUCCACAACAUGGCGUCUUCUCAUGAUGUGGGCAGGCCACAGAGUCACUGGUGGGGUGGUAGAGUACUGCAUACAGAAUGCUCAUUGCAUGGCAAUUGCUGUGAGAAGAAAAAGUAAGAAAAUUGGAGGCUAUAUGAUUACUACUAAGCGUCACAAAGAUUUCUGGCUCUUGGCUUAA